Messenger RNA from Daphnia pulicaria, 1021 nucleotides. RefSeq names its product iron-sulfur protein NUBPL-like (gene Nubpl). The record is from RefSeq and is a predicted model, not a curated record. NCBI's taxonomy places the organism in Eukaryota, Metazoa, Arthropoda, Branchiopoda, Diplostraca, Daphniidae. Gene Ontology annotation, biological process: mitochondrial respiratory chain complex I assembly; iron-sulfur cluster assembly. Gene Ontology annotation, molecular function: 4 iron, 4 sulfur cluster binding; ATP-dependent FeS chaperone activity; ATP binding. The transcript is spliced from 6 exons. Gene Ontology annotation, cellular component: mitochondrion. The coding region runs from base 81 to 1010 and encodes 309 amino acids.
GGCAGAACGAAACACUACGUGGAAAAAGAUGUUGUUGUAAUAGUUGAUAAACAGAUGGCGGCACUUUAGUAGUAAACAACAUGGCUCUUCGGCGAUUUAACUUCGGUGUUACGUUAUCAUCAUGGAAAAUGAAAUAUUCAACCCACAGCGAUCCUCUGGGUACAAAUUUAAAAGAACGGCAAGCUCAAAUGAUGAAGAAAGGUUUGCCGGUCAAGAAACCGAUUGAAGGUGUGAAAAAUGUUAUUCUAGUCGCUUCUGGUAAAGGAGGUGUUGGCAAAUCAACCGUGGCAGUGAAUCUUGCUCUUGCCUUGAGUCGGCACUUGCCUUCCCAAGAUGUUGGUCUGCUAGAUGCAGACAUAUUUGGACCUUCGAUACCCACCAUGAUGAAUUUGUCUGGCAAUCCUCUGUUGACUGAUAAGAAUCUCAUCAAACCUCUCGUCAACUACAACAUCAAAUGCAUGUCGAUGGGAUUUCUUGUUGACAACAAUGCUCCAGUCAUCUGGAGAGGUCUCAUGGUCAUGUCAGCUAUCGAAAGACUUUUGCGUCAAGUCGAUUGGUCGCCUUUAGAUUACCUGAUAAUAGACAUGCCACCAGGCACGGGCGAUACCCAGCUCUCCAUAGCGCAAAAUAUCCCAGUGGCCGGUGCCAUUAUCGUCACCACCCCACAGGAAAUCGCGUUAAUCGAUGCCCGCAAAGGGGCGUUAAUGUUUCAGAAAGUCGGAAUUCCCGUCGUGGGACUUGUCAACAAUAUGGCUUCCUAUGCGUGUCCAAACUGUGGGCAUCACAGUCAUAUUUUUGGCGCCACAGGCGCUGAGAAACUCAGCAAAGAAAUCGGUGUAGACGUCUUGGUAGAUAUACCGUUAGACACCUCUAUAAUGGAGGCUGCCGACGGAGGCUAUCCCAUCGUUAUCUCUUCUACAAGCAAUAAUCCUCUGGUCCAGGCGUACAUGUCGUUAGCCGAAAAGGUUCUUAGUCGAUUGAGUGCUAUUAAGGAUGAGCCGAGCCGGUGAGAAGAGAUAGU